GCUGCAAUUUGAGCUGUCUGCUUCAGGAAUGCAGUGGUUAAUGGCUGUACAGAAGAGCUAGGAAGUCAGCAAAUUUAAAUGACCAAUUUUGAUCAAGUAAAGAACACCCCUGUACGUUUUGGAAUAAAAUGGAUAGCUCUUUUGUGGAAGAAGUGGCUGCAUCUUUGGUUAGAGAAUUUCUCAGCAGAAAGGGUUUAAAAAAGACAAGUGCCAUUAUGGACAGAGAAUUUCCUCGUACUGCCCUUAGCAUCAACAAUAGAAAUGAACUGCGAAAUGUUUUGCAUCUACAAUCUUUGUACAAACAAAACAAGGCAAAGGAGAAUCCACUGAAAACAAUUCUUGAAGUUAUCACCAACUAUUUUCUUGAACAUUUUGGGACCACCAGAUGCAUCAGAAGUCCUGCAGGUUCAGUUCUACAAGCUAAGAGCUCACAGUCUAGAUAUAUAGAAACAUCACCAGUUAAUGACUACUCAGAUGAAGACAUGCAUGGCAGAACAGUGUCUGAUGCAAGUAAAACUGAGGUUUACAGAUAUGACAUUGAUGUUCCACUAUAUAAAGACAGACAUCAACAUAAAAGUGAGAAAUCCAAGACUGUGGUAGUACCCAAUAGUGGCUCAUCCUCUGAAGGAGAUAAAAAGUCAAAAAAUAGCAGAGAUGAUUUGAAAAUAACAGAAACUUCUGAGGAGAUGAAGACCACAAUGAGAGAGAAGCAAAGGUCCAGGUCUGGACUCAUUGUCAGAGGAAUGAUGGCUGGACCCACUGCAAGUUCACAAGAGGAUUCAGUAAAAAGGAGGCUUCUGAAAGGAUCCUCUGGCAUAAAUAGCACAAUGCAAUUCAAAGAGGAAGAUCAUCAGAAAAAUUCUUCAGAGGUGCCAACUAGUGAUUUUCAAGAGAUUAAAGGAAUUUCCACAGAGUCCAUGAAUUACCUUUCAUCACAUAAUGCCAGUGGUCUGAAAGUAGAUACGGAAUUUUCAUCAAAGAUUUCAUCAAACUCAUACACAACUUUAGUCAGUGAGAAGCUAAGACAUACGCCCAAAGAUACAGCUGAUCCACUUGCCAAACUCGUAUCAGAAAGAGAAAGAACCAAAGUUGAAGAAAGGAAAUCAGUGGCAAGCUUUGAUAUAGACACCAGUGAAAAAACCCUCAAAUUAAGUGUUCUUCACAGACAUUCAGAAGCUGGAAGAGAAAAGAGAGAAAGAUCUCCCAAAAACAAUGAGAAUCGGUUAUCAGGUCGCAGAAAGACUCCAUCAUCUAUAUCCUAUAAAAGAGACCAGAUGAAAGAUGUCCUAGAAGUAGUUGAUUUCGAUGAUGAAGCAACGAUUGGGGAAGUUAGUAGGAUCCCAGAACUUCCAACGCUGUAUACGCUUGAAAUAGUAUCAAAGGCAAUUGAUAUUUCCCUAGCAAAAGAAAUAAAAAAUCUUUUGUUUGGCUCAAGCCUUUGUUGCUUCAGUGAAGAAUGGAAAAUACAGAACUUUACAUUUAACAGUAUACCACAGCUAAAAUACGGCAUUGUUCAAAAAAAGGGCGGUCCAUGUGGAGUAUUGGCCGCAGUUCAAGCCUGUGUCCUGCAACAACUUCUCUUUGGAGACAGUCACAGAAAUAGCGAUGUGCGGUGUCUGCAACCUUCAGACGCUCACAGGACCAAAUGCCUCACCCUGGCUAUUGCAGAUAUUUUAUGGCGUGCAGGGGGCAAUGAAAAAGCUGUGGUUGCACUGUCUUCAGGAAGGCAGCAGUUCACUCCAGCAGGAAAAUACAAAGCGGAUGGAAUCUUCGAAACACUAAUACUACAUAGUGUCACAAAAUGUGAAGAUCUGACCAUUUUUCUUCAGCAGAAUAUUCAUCAGUUUGAAACUGGUCCAUUUGGGUGCAUUCUUCUUACCCUGUCGGUUAUCUUUACAAGAUCUAUCGAUCUGGUGCGCAAUGAUUUUGAUGUGUCCACAAACCGACUGAUUGGCACCCACGGAUACUGCACACAAGAACUUGUGAACUUGCUGCUGACUGGUAAGGCUGUGUCCAAUGUGUUCAAUGAUGUAAUAGAGCUGGACUCUGGAAAUGGAAAUAUCACAAUUUUGAAAGGAAUCAUUAACCGCAGUGAUAUCGGCUUGCUGUCUCUUUUUGAGCACUAUGAUGUUUGCCAGGUUGGCUGCUAUUUGAAGACCCCUAGGUACCCAAUUUGGGUCGUGUGCAGUGAAAGCCAUUUCAGUGUGCUCUUUUGCUUGAGAAAGGACUUACUAGGUGACUGGAAAACGGAAAGGAGAUUUGAUCUCUAUUACUAUGAUGGCCUGGCCAACCAGGAAGAGGAAAUACGAUUAACAGUUGAUACAGUUCAGCCUUACACUGAAGAUAAAGAAAAUGACCUUAUUCCUCCACUUGAGCACUGUAUAAGGACGAAGUGGAAAGGAGCCGUUAUUGACUGGAAUGGCACAGAACCCAUCUUGUGACUGAACUGAAAUAAAAGGAAACCGCUAGAACAGCACGCUCUUAUUCUCACCAUUAAGGAAGCAGGGCAAAACUCCUGGCCGCUUUUGCAAUGUACGGUGAAGCUGAGUGACACGCUGCAUGCAGGCAGGCGGGAAGAAUUUCACCUUGCGCUUCAGAUAUUCCAUCCAUUGUGUAAACAUCAUUUACGUAAAUUCUCUGUCACUUCCUUUUAUGCACAAUGUGUGAAAGUAGACAGAACCUCCACUGCCAAAAAAAUCUUUCAGACAAAGCAGUAAAGCUGUCAACUUCUGCUUGAGUUCCAUUGCUGGGUUCAUUCUGCAUCUUGCAAGUUUCUUCAAAGAUAAGACAAAAGAAGCUGUGCCCAGAUUUCUUUGACAUUGGUUUUUCCUUCUCCCCCACCACAGCCGCCACCCAAGGAAACCAAGGUACAAAUGUGAAUCACUGCUAGAGAAAGAAGUUAUCUUCUUUCACUAGUUUUUGUAGUUCACACUAUCCAAUGAACUGGUUAUUAACACUGUAGGCACUUGCAAUAUGGCCUGGACUACACACAGUUUUUGUACUAGUGUAACUAGGUGGGGAUAUCAUAUUUACUGAUAUCUUUAUACUGGUACAAGCCCUAGUGUGGAAUCCUGUUAUACCAAUAUAAGGGUCCCUGUACCAGUAGAAUUUAUUCCUCUUCCUGUACAGGCGACUAUAUCUAUAUUAUGAACAUCUGCAGCCAUAGCUGUGUCAGUCUGAGAUUUGAAGAGGGAGAUCUCUGCCCAACAUAGCUGUGCCAGGAGAAGCUCUUAGAGUAAAUACAGCAAUACUGGCAACACUUUGCUUUUACUGAUAUAGCUUGUUUCAUGCAUGGGGGGUGGUUUUACUAUAUCAGGACAAAGUGCAUCUAUGCUAGCACAGCUGCACCUAUACUAGAGAUAUCUCUACACUAGUGAGACUAUGAGUUUGUCUUCACUAUGGAGCUAAAUCAGCGCUGCUGCAAUUGAUGCAGCAACAUCUAUUUAGUGGGUCUAGUGAAGACAUGCUCAAUCGAUGGGAGAGCGCUCUCCCAUCAAUUUCUGUGCUCCACUUCAACGAAAGGCGGAAACAAUGUUGGCAGGAGAGUGUCUCCCAUUGACAUAGUAUAAUGUGGGCCCCGCGGUAAGUAGAUCUAAACUACGUCUCCUUGAGUUAUGCUACUAAUGUCACUCAAAUGGCAUAUCUUAGAUCUACCGUCAGCAUUAGUGUAGACCUGCCCUAAAUUGGUAUAGCUAUGUCAGCGUACCUAUGCCACCAUAGCCAUGUAAUGCAGACACAGCCUAUUCUGACAGAAGAAGUUUUUCUAUUGAUGUAGGAACACCACCUCCCUGAGCAAAGUUAACUAUGUCUACACUGGGGAUUAUGUCAGCAUAGCUAGGUCCAUCAGGGUGUGGUUUUUCAACCCCCUGACAGACUGAGGUCUAUAUAACUUUUCACUGUAGCCCAGGCCUCAGAUCACUUUGCUUGUGCAGUAUACUGGCAUCCUGUACAGGUAAAUGGUUCUAGUGUAGACGUAACCGGAAUAAGCUAUGCCACUAUAUGCACUUUUAUACUGGUAUAACUGCUGCCACAUUAGGGGUGUUGUACCACAUGAACUAUUCUGACAUAGUUAAAACCAUACCACUUUUGUGUAUAGAUAAGGUCUAAGAUGUUUUGCUGCUUCGCAACUGUAAAAAAACAGAGGCGCCAUAAUGUUCUGCAUUUAAGAUGCACAUAUCUGUGACAGGUUCUGUUCCUAACAGUUGAAUAAAAGGCAUGUGUAAAAACAUAUUCUUUCAGUUAAUCCAGAGACUACCAAACCCAGAGCUAGGGCUUCAUGAAUGAACUGUGUGAGGGUUAUGUUGCAAAUAAAAUGUGCAGACCUGGCCAGAUCAAUCAAAAGAACAAUGGAACAAAAAAUUUGAAACAAAGCAACAAUAUUAGUUACUAAUGGAAAGGCAACAGAGAAGUAGUGUAUCUAUCAUUUAUUCCUUUGCCUUUGGGAGCAGCUCUCAUAAAAUGUCUGUUUUUUAUGUUCAAAAUGGUACCCUAGGAAUAUCUAUUUUUUUCAGUUAUCCACUUUGUCGUCAUUUAAUAUUUAGUUUCUACUUUUCUAUCAAUAAUAGUACAAUUUUUCAGACUGACUUUUCAGAUUAAAACUUAGUUUUACAUUCGCAUAUAUUCAGACAAGUUACAGCAGAGUACUCAACUACACAGAAACGUAUGGACACCUAGGAAAUUAUCACUAGCUAUAGAUAGAUGAGCCUGUCUGAAUGUGAACCAGGACACCAAACAGAAAUUGUUUUUAGUAUAAAAAGUCUUUGGAUAUGUACCCUCUUCCUCUGUUGCUUCCAGUUCCCGGCAGGCCUUCUACUUUCACAUAUCUGGGUCUCUGCUGGUCUGGUAAGGUUAGCUAGGCCAGAUACUGUACUUAAACCUUGUGAGAUCAAAACCUUCCAUUAAAGUAAAGAUCAUCAGGAGCUGGAAGAUCUGGUUUCUAUUCCUGGCUCUGCUACAGUUAUAUGGCCUUUGCCUAGUCCCUUAACCUCUCUGUGCUUAGGUUUCCUCAUCUGCAAGAUGGAGAUAAUAACACCUACCUCACAGGUGUGUUGCGAGGCUUGAUCAAUUACUGUUUGUAAGGUGCUUUUUGAAUCCUGAUCGGAAGGUACUAUAAGAGAGCAAAGGAAGUUGGUGAUGAAUUCCUGGGGUCAGAUAUAAUGAGAGAAAAUAUCUUUGUGGGCCCUUGAGUCUGCAAAAACCCAGGUGCAUGUGAGAUGUCAAUAGAACACCUAGCUGGACCCUUGUAGAAAGAGUGCCAAUCCCAAGAACAUCUUCCAAAUAGAAUAUCAACAAAGGUAGAGGGUCUGUUGGGGUUUAGGGAGCUGUUUAGUGUCAGGAAGAUACAGGGAAUCUUCAAGAUGUAAGAGACAGGAAGUUGGAACUUAAGACAAAGGAAGUAUAGAACCAGGGAAAGAGGGAAUGUUUUGGUUAGGCCUGGGAGGUUAUAGGAGUGGAGGUAAGGAAAAGGGGAGUGUAGAUAUGCAUAUGAACGUCUGAGUCUUUAUCCAAACCAGACUGUAGAGACUUGAGUCUCUUCUGUGACUGGCAAGUAUUUUCGCUGAAAAUUAAGUAUCAGAGGGGUAGGCAUGUUAGUCUAGAUCUAUAAAAAGCGACAAAGAGUCCUGUGGCACCUUAU
Molecule: messenger RNA, 5635 nt
Organism: Gopherus evgoodei (Goodes thornscrub tortoise)
Lineage: Eukaryota; Metazoa; Chordata; Testudines; Testudinidae
Gene: MINDY4
Product: MINDY lysine 48 deubiquitinase 4
Exons: 18
Coding region: 129-2441 (770 amino acids)
Biological process (GO): protein K48-linked deubiquitination
Molecular function (GO): cysteine-type deubiquitinase activity; K48-linked deubiquitinase activity
Source: RefSeq, a predicted model, not a curated record